Molecule: messenger RNA, 2316 nt
Organism: Chrysoperla carnea
Lineage: Eukaryota; Metazoa; Arthropoda; Insecta; Neuroptera; Chrysopidae
Product: sodium-dependent neutral amino acid transporter B(0)AT3
Exons: 11
Coding region: 18-2285 (755 amino acids)
Biological process (GO): sodium ion transmembrane transport
Cellular component (GO): membrane
Source: RefSeq, a predicted model, not a curated record
AUUAAAAAUCAAUAAUCAUGGUGUCAAAGAAUGAUACACGUAAUGGUCACGAAUUAGCACCAUUAAAUUCACGUGGUACACCGUUACAACAGAAUAGUGUGACACGUCAACAAUCUGGUGGUGGAGGCGGUGGCGGUGGUGGUGCUAGUGAUGGGAAUCAUCAAAAAGGCGUAACAAUUGUGUUAUCUGGUACUGGUCGCGGUUCAAUUAUUUCACGGACAAGUGCUAAUGGUCCGGCUGGGGGGAGUGUUGGUGCUGUGGAUGGUGAUGUAGAAGGUGGUGAUCGUGCUGCAUGGAGUGGUAAAAUGCAAUUUUUUCUCAGUAUUAUUGGAUAUUCUGUUGGUUUGGGUAAUAUAUGGAGAUUUCCAUAUUUAUGUCAACAAAAUGGUGGUGGUGCAUUUUUAAUACCAUUUGCAAUUAUGUUAAUAUUUGAAGGCAUACCAUUAUUCUUAAUUGAAUUAGGUAUUGGCCAACGUAUGCGUCUGGGCUCAUUGGGUGUAUGGAAUACAAUUCAUCCAUGGCUGGGUGGUAUAGGAAUUGCGUCAUGUAUCGUUACAUUCUUCGUAGCAUUAUAUUAUAAUGUAAUUAUUACAUGGUGUUUUUAUUACCUAUUUAAUAGUUUUCGAAAUCCCUUACCAUGGUCCUAUUGUCCGGUGGAUUCAAAUGGUACAGCAUUACGUGAAUGCGAAAUUUCAUCGGAAACUGAAUAUUUUUGGUAUCGAACUACAUUAGAUGCAGCACCAUCAAUGGAUGAACCUGGCGGUAUGAAAUGGUGGAUUGUUUUAUGUCUUCUAUUAUCUUGGAUUGUUAUAUUUUUUAUUGUUAUGAAAGGAAUUCAAAGUAGUGGAAAAGUAGUUUAUUUCACAUCAAUGUUCCCAUAUUUGGUUUUAACAAUAUUUUUCAUUCGGGGGAUAACGUUAAAAGGUGCUAGUGCUGGAUUAAUGCAUAUGUAUACGCCAAAGGUGGAAAAGCUACUAGAUCCAACAGUAUGGUUAGAUGCAGCGACACAAGUAUUUUAUUCAUUUGGCUUAGCGUUUGGAUCAUUAAUUGCAUUUGGUAGUUAUAAUCCACCAAAAAACAAUUGUGUUCGCGAUGUAAUAUUAGUGUCCGUAUGUAAUGCGUUGACUGCAAUUUAUGCAAGUGUUGUUAUAUUUGCAAUUUUAGGUUUUAAGGCGAUGUCGAAUGUUGAUAAAUGUAUUGACAAUAAUAAAGUAAUAUUAUUUAAAAAUCAUAUGAUUCCAAAAAUAAAUGUGACUGAGGAGGUUUAUGAAAAUAUAAUGGAUCAAUUUAAUUCCACGGGUCUUGAAGAGCUAGGACUCGAAGUAUGCUCAUUGUCUCAACAAUUGGAUACUGCAGCAGAAGGAACUGGUUUAGCAUUUAUUGUAUUUACACAAGCUAUUGUUGAACUUCCUGGUGCCCCGUUUUGGGCUGUAUUAUUCUUUACAAUGUUAUUAUCAUUAGGUUUGGGAUCACAAAUUGGUAUAUUAGAAGGAAUGCUGUGUACUAUUUUUGAUAUUGAAAUAUUUAAGCGUAUUCGUAAGCAAUAUGUUACAGGUGUUGUUUGUUUAAUUUGUUUCUUUAUUGGUUUAAUGUUUACAACUGGUGCUGGUGAAUACUGGUUAAAAAUGUUCGAUUCAUUUGCUGGUACAAUUGGAUUGGUUGUUGUAGCGUUAUUAGAAAUGUUGGUCGUUGUUUUUGUUUAUGGUCACGAAAAGUUUACAUCGGAUAUUGAAGAAAUGACCGGAUAUAGACCAGGAAUAUAUUGGCAAGUUACAUGGCGAUUUUUAUCACCAUUAAUUAUGACCAUCAUAUUGAUAUCUUCUGUUGUGUUUAUGGUACGAAAUAAUCCUACAUACCAAGCCUGGAGUGCCGAUAAGGGUGAAACUAUGACGUUACCAUAUCCUGGUUGGGUUAUGUCCAUUGCAUUAUGUAUGAUAUUGGCUGGUAUUGCACCAAUUCCAUUAGUAUUUAUCCUACGACGAUUCCAAUUCUUGAAAUUGGAUUUAAAUAUUCAUCAAGGCUCAAUUCGACGAAUUGACACAACUGUUUCUACAAAGGAAAUGAUGGCCGAUCAAGAUUUUUCGGAUGAAGAUGAAGCAGAUGGUUUACAUGAAUAUCACGAUGACGUUACGUCUGAUGAUGAUGACGACGCCCCUCCAAGCAUGAUAACAUUAAAUAGAUCACGUCAAACACCUAAUACCUUAGCUAUACCCAGUCAACGAUUACGUUCAACAUCUAGUGGUAAUAGUCGCCAUUUUAAAAUGGAGGUUAUGGAUGACUUUUAGUUGUAAUCAAGUUUUUAGUUCCUUUCUUUAA